This is a messenger RNA of Haliaeetus leucocephalus (bald eagle), 507 nucleotides long. RefSeq names its product ephrin type-B receptor 3-like. Gene Ontology annotation, biological process: axon guidance; central nervous system projection neuron axonogenesis; protein phosphorylation. The annotation marks the transcript as partial. Gene Ontology annotation, cellular component: neuron projection. The record is from RefSeq and is a predicted model, not a curated record. The transcript is spliced from 3 exons. NCBI's taxonomy places the organism in Eukaryota, Metazoa, Chordata, Aves, Accipitriformes, Accipitridae. Gene Ontology annotation, molecular function: transmembrane-ephrin receptor activity; ATP binding.
CCACUGCAGCUGGUGGCCAUGCUGCGGGGCAUCGCGGCCGGGAUGCGGUACCUGGCCGAGACCGGCUUCGUCCACCGCGACCUGGCCGCCCGCAACAUCCUGGUGGACGCCCAGCUGGUCUGCAAGGUCUCUGACUUCGGGCUCUCCCGCGCCCUGGAGGAGGAGAGCUCGGCUGAUCCCACCUACACCAGCUCCCUGGGGGGGAAGAUCCCGAUCCGGUGGACGGCGCCGGAGGCCAUCGCCUUCCGCAAGUUCACCUCGGCCAGCGACGCCUGGAGCUACGGCAUCGUCAUGUGGGAGGUGAUGUCCUUCGGCGAGCGACCCUACUGGGACAUGUCCAACCAGGAUGUGAUCAACGCCAUCGAGCAGGAUUACCGGCUGCCGCCGCCACCCCGCUGCCCCACGGCACUGCACCGCCUGAUGCUGGACUGUUGGCAACGCGACCGCAACGCCCGGCCCCGCUUCCCCGACAUCGUCAGCGCCCUCGACCGCCUCAUCCGCCACCCC